UGGGAGCAGUAGUCUCCUCCAAACCGUCGAGAGCCCAACAAUAAUAAUCCCCCCUUUUCAUCGCGGCGACGAUACCCGCCAUUUUCAUCUCAUUCUCACCACCAAAAGCGACCACGCAGCGACCGGCCACCGAUCGAGAUGGAGCAGCAUGAGGAGGCAGCGGAGAGGAAGCCUUCGCCGCCGGUGAUAUUCCGGCUGUUCGGCGUCGAGGUCCGCGGCGGCGGCGGCGGAGUUGACGAGGAGGAGUACGAGGAGGAGGAGGUGGAGGGUGGAUUGUUCAUCAAGAAGAGCUCCAGUAUGCCCAACCUCACCUCCAUCGACCCGCUGCCGGUGCCGGCCGACGGCGGCAAACGGCGCGCCUCCGACGACUCCGAGCUCGCCUCCGGCCAGCAGAAGCGCCGCCGCCGCAAGGUGCAGGAGAGGAAGAAAGGGGUACCAUGGACUGAGGAGGAGCACAAGAAAUUCCUGGAAGGGCUGAGGCAGCUGGGGAAAGGGGACUGGAGAGGCAUCUCCAAGAACUUUGUGACCAGCAGGACGGCGACUCAGGUGGCCAGCCACGCCCAGAAGUACUUCCUCCGGCAGACCAACCCUGGCAAAAAGAAGCGCCGGGCCAGCCUCUUUGAUGUUGUUGCUGAGUGCAGUGAUGAUCAGCUUCCAAGUCCUCAGAGUGUUGGAACUAAGCCUCCUACCCAGGAUAUAAUUCAUACAGAUCGCGGCGAUGUCCCGAUACUAAGCUAUCCAGUUGCUAGAGGCUUUAGAGGCGAUAGCGUGCAGGUUGAUGAACUAACUGAAUAUGUGAAGAGAUUAAAGGCCGCCGAGGACAUGUCGCUCUCCAUGAUCUCUGGACUGGAAAUGGCAUCAUCAUCCAUCAGCAGUCUAGAGCUCAGUAUCGCGCCUCCUCAUUGCGCGAUCGAGGCGGCCAUCAAGGUGCUGUGAUCCAGACGCAAUUCUCCACCGAAGGAAUCUGGAUCGGCUUCAGCUACUGUUCUUCGUCGCCGCUGUUGUUGUUUGUUGUUGUUGUUUUUUUUUUUUUUUUGCGGGGGUUGUUUGUUGUUGUUGUUGUUGUAGUUGUCAUGCUAACUUUGUAUUUGGGUCAUGUGGCGUUUCUUUCAGCAGUCUUAUAUAAUACAGUGAGAAUGUCAGUACCUUCCGAGACAUGUUUAAUUAAGCCUUGGUUGGUUGGUAUAAGUUGGUGAAAAGAAAACCAGAUAGUAGCCUGUCUGUAUUGUACGGUUGCAAAAUUGGAGUAUAUUGAUGCAGAGAUCAUGAAGGGUCUCCAUCUUGUUCAUAA
Oryza sativa Japonica Group (Japanese rice) is the source of this 1291-nucleotide messenger RNA. Lineage: Eukaryota; Viridiplantae; Streptophyta; Magnoliopsida; Poales; Poaceae. The record is from RefSeq and is a predicted model, not a curated record.